UCUGUCACUGCUGGCAUCCAGACAGCUGCAAGCUCGUGGCAAUGCAUCUUUCGAACGAGAGGGAGGGAGAACAGCAGCAGUCGUUUGGGCAGUCAGCAAACUAUCGCAGUUGUCUGGGUGACAGCUAUCUCGGCUCAACAGUUUAUGAGCGAGUAAAGAAUGAGAAGAGAGGAUUCUCUUACUGACUGGACAGCGCAGGAGACUCACCCUAAAAAGACUUUGACAUGAAGAAGGACAUUGAGACGCUGAUAGCAGAGGAACGGGCUGACAUCAUCUCCAAGUAUGACAAGGGCAGGCAGGAGGGUGUCCACAUCGACCCCUGGGAGGAUACUGACUACAGCAUCUAUAAGGUCACAGACCGACACGGCUUCCUGCACGAAGAGGAGCUGCCGACUCCGAGUGCAAUUGAAGAGAAGCAAAAGCAUCAGGAGAUAGAGCGGGUGGAGAAAUGGCUGAAGAUGGUCAAGAAGUGGGACAAGUACAGGAACAGCGACAAGAUGGUGAAGCGUGUGUACAAGGGAAUCCCCCUCCAGUUGAGAGGCCAGGCCUGGGCUCUGCUACUGGAUGUAGAGAAGGUGAAGCAGGAGAACUCUGGAAAGUAUGAGACUAUGAAGGAGCAGGCCAGGAGUUUCUCUACAGAGAUCAAACAGAUUGAUCUGGAUGUCAACAGAACCUUCCGGAACAACAUCAUGUUCAUGGAACGCUUUGGAGUCAAGCAGCAGGCCCUGUUCCAUGUGCUAGCGGCCUACUCCGUAUACAACACGGAGGUGAGCUACUGCCAGGGGAUGAGUCAGAUCGCCGCCAUCCUGCUCAUGUACCUGAACGAGGAGGACGCCUUCUGGGCCCUGUCCCAGCUCCUCACAAACAACAACCACGCCAUGCAUGGAUUCUUCAUCCCUGGGUUCCCCAAGCUGCAGCGCUACCAGGCCCACCACGAGCAGAUCCUGUCCAAGCUCCUCCCUAAGCUAAAGAAACACCUGGACAGAGAGCAGAUGUCCAACGGAAUAUACACCACUAAAUGGUUCCUGCAGUGCUUCAUAGAAAGGACCCCGUUCACCCUGACCAUGCGCUUGUGGGACAUCUACAUCCUAGAGGGAGAGAGGAUACUCACAGCCAUGGCCUACACCACCCUCAAAAUACACAAGAAGCGAUUGCAGAAGCUUCCUCUGGAGGACCUGAGGGAGUUCCUCCAGGAGCACCUGUCCAGCUCAUUCUUCCUACCCGACGACGUGGUGGUGGAGCAGCUGCAGGCGGCCAUGGCCGAGCUCCGCAAGAUGAAGCUGGACCUCCCACCAUCAGCCAAGUCAGAGGAGCUGCCUAAGAAGCCCCUCGGUGAGGAGCGGCCUGUUCUCCUGAUGCCCUUCCAGCGUGAUCUAGCCCUCCCUCUGGACCAGCCCAAGACCAGUCUCCAGCCCCCGCUCCAGCUCCAGCCCCACAUAGAGGCCCACAGGCCGGACACCAUCACCCUUGACUGCUCCUCCUGUCCCGGGGACACCAGUAGCAUCCCUGGGGCCCACGACCCCCCGCGCCCCAUGCCCUCUCAAGACCCGGUGGUAGUCCACAAUCAGGCUCUGAUGCCAGAAGAGCCUUUAAGUUGUCCAGUCACCCCACCAAAGCCUCCGCCGAAGCCACAUAAGGUUGGGUCCACUCCAGGGGUGCGGGGUGUCAGGGAUAGGGUGGAGGAGUGUCCGAGUGACCAUGUCUCAGAGGUGGAGAAAGCAGGAGAAAGGAGUCUGUCUGAGGUUAGGGGUGGUAGAGCGGGGAUGGAGGCCCAAUCUGCAGGUCCAGAGACCCAGGGAGAGCCCUGUUACUGGCCUCCGCCCUACGAGCCCCCUGUUGGGGAUGUUUCCAUCACGCAGUCUGGAUCAGGGUCCAAGACAAUGGAGUUCCCGGAUCUACCCCCUCCACCCUUUUACUCUAUGGAAGAGAGCGCCCACACACCCCUGGACCCCGAACCUCCAUGCUUGCGAGACGGGACCAAGGUAUGGCUGAAGUCGGACUCUGUGCCCCCCUGCUCGGCUCUUUCACUAGGGGUAGAACCCCUACCGAAGCCUAAGAGUCCGCGUCCACCUCCACCCACGUCCCUGGACCUCAUCCUGGAGGAAUCCCCGUCCUCGCGGCCCUCUUUUUCCCUCGCCUUUGCCAAGCCGUCCCCCCGAAUCACCUUCAAGCCCACUAAGUUCCCCAUGUCGCUCUGCGUGCCCCAGACAGCAGGGGACCGCCGGCCCUCAAACACCUCCCAGUACGACAACCUCUCAGAGGCUGACGACGAGGACUGCUUCAUGGACCGGCUGCUGGAGGCGGCCACGGCCCUGCCGCAGAGCCCCUUGCCAGGCACCAGCCCUCAGGAAACACUGGGGAUGUUCGGCCUACCACCACCGCCGUGCAUACCCGAGCUGUGUGAUGACCCCUCAUCCUCCUCUCUUUUCCAUCCCCUACCACCGCCUCCUCCGGUGUUCCUCCUUUCCCUGCCCGACACCUCCUCUCCCACCCCUCUCUCUGCCUCCCCCUCUCCUCUUCCUCCCACCUUCUCAGCCCUUCCCUCUCUUCCGCAGGAGCCGGACUAUGAAGGACAGGAGGAGAGCUGGAUGGUAGACUCUAUCGUCAUCCCUCCUCCGCCGCCCUGCUUCGCCGAUAGACUGGCUCCUUUCCAGUAUAGCCCACCUCCUAACCACCACACUGGGCUCAGCAGCCUAACGGACACACACAGAGCCACCACUGCCAACCAGAGUCAAAGCUCAAACCAGAACCAGGGCUCCUCCCAGUUCCAAAAACUGCCCAAGGCCCACAGGCCCCUCCCUGCCCUGCCUGCCUUCACGGCCCAGAUGCUGCUUCCGGGGCCCUCAUCUGGACAGUCGUCAGGAGAGGUCCCCUCAGUGCGAUCCAACCCAGACUUUUAUAGAAUYCAUGCUGGAAGCCACCAGCUGCCCAAAUCGGUAACCUUUUAGGGUUUCUAUAGUUUGAAAGAGUUUGAAACGUAAAGAAUUUGAGACACGUGGCUGGGUCGGAACGAGACAAUGGACUGAAGAGACUGCUGCAAUUACCUACUGUGCUCAUCUAGCAUACAAAGUCAUUUUGUAGGAGGGAGAGGGGAAAACCCUUAGUGUGGUCAGUUGCUGUUUUUGGAGAGAGCAAAUCACUUUUUUCAUAGUUAUGUAUAGAUAUUUUGUGCUGUUUGCACCUUUUUAUUAAGGGCAACAAAUGUUUUUCUAAAUGUUCACCUACAUUUGAAACUGUAGUCUUGCCUAGUUUUAAGGUGUGUGUGCAUGUGUCUGGCAAUAUGACCAGUUGGUCUUUUCAUCAUGUAGGAAUCUGUUUCUUUCGGUUCCCUUUUCCUGUAACAGAAAAGUGUCUUAAGCAUUGAGCAGUUUAACAUCCAAUGAAAACAGGAAUUUCUGUUCAAGAACUCAACUCAAAGGGCUUUUCAAGUUGGCAUACAGUCAUUGUGAAGCACCAAAGGCCUAUAUCCCAUACCAGUACUUAAUUUAUGUGAGCAGGCUCACAGAACUCAAUACAAUAUAGUUAGACCAUAUGGUUAUUGAACUUAUUUGAAUUUGCUUAUAACUGCUUAAAAACAUUAAUUUGUAAACUAUUUAAAUAACAUUUAUUAGGCCUGUUAUUCAUGAUUUUGUAAUGAUGAAUAGUUGGCAGUUUAUACUUAAAUGUAUGUUACAUACUGAACAUGAGGAAAUUACAUAUGAUGAUUUACAAGCUA
Molecule: messenger RNA, 3715 nt
Organism: Salvelinus sp. IW2-2015
Lineage: Eukaryota; Metazoa; Chordata; Actinopteri; Salmoniformes; Salmonidae
Source: RefSeq, a predicted model, not a curated record